Aspergillus puulaauensis is the source of this 2025-nucleotide messenger RNA. RefSeq names its product amine oxidase. Gene Ontology annotation, biological process: amine metabolic process. The coding region runs from base 1 to 2025 and encodes 674 amino acids. Gene Ontology annotation, molecular function: primary methylamine oxidase activity; quinone binding; copper ion binding. The record is from RefSeq and is a predicted model, not a curated record. The transcript is spliced from 4 exons. NCBI's taxonomy places the organism in Eukaryota, Fungi, Ascomycota, Eurotiomycetes, Eurotiales, Aspergillaceae.
AUGUCUCUAACAUCGCAAGGCCCGGCCUUGGCGAAGUCCAUCAGCCCUCACCCAUUCGAUCCACUUACACCGCAGGAGAUUCGUCUGGGCCACCGUAUUUUGCAGUCUGCGUUUCCCGGAGUUAAGCUUCGAAUCAAUCGAAUUGACCUCCAGGAGCCCAUUAAAAAAGAUGUCAUCCCUUAUAUUGAAGCAGAGCGGCUAGGGAAGCCUUUACCUCAGAAGCCUGCCCGUCUAAUCUACUCAUACUUUCACCGUCUGGAUACAGGGGCGUGCUGCAAGGCUCUGCUCAACGUCGACAAUGCGUCCGUUGUCUCUGUAAAGGAGCUACCGCCUGGAGUUCAGAUUCCUAUCGAUGUUGAUGAAAUUACUGACAUCGAAAACCUUUGCAACGAACAUCCAGCCGUGCUGGCGGAGAUCGAGAAAUUAAAACUCCCACCCGGAGUCACCGUAUGCAAUGAUCCUUGGAUGUACGGCAGUGACAGUGCCAAUGAGACACGUCGACUCUUCCAGUGUUUUAUGUAUAUUGUUUCUGUGGAUCAUCCCGAAAACAACCACUAUGCCAUGCCAUGCAAAUUUUGUCCUGUUUUUAACGGCCAUACCCGCGAGUUAGUCCGCAUGGACUAUCUCCCUGGCGGAGAUGAUACUCGGACAACAGAGACUCAGCCUUGGAAGCCUGUCAAAGCCAUUCAAUAUGCACAUGACCUGUUGGAUGAACCUCUUCGCACUGAUUUGAAACCUUAUAUUGUCCAACAGCCUGAAGGACCCUCCUUCUCUGUAGAGGGAAAUAAGGUCCACUGGCAGAAGUGGUGUUUCCGAGUGGGCUUCAAUAACCGUGAUGGCAUGGUGCUUUAUAACCUCACCUAUGACAACCGCAAUGUCUUGUAUCGACUUUCUGUAUCUGAAAUGACCGUGCCGUAUGGUGACCCCAGAGCUCCGUACCACAGAAAACAGGCGUUUGAUGUUGGGGAUGUGGGAUUCGGUCUAAACGCCAAUCAGCUCACUCUAGGCUGUGACUGUCUAGGUCAUAUUAAAUACUUUGACGGUUACCGGUCAGAUUCAAAGGGCCAACCAGUCCUUUUGAAAAAUAUUAUCUGCAUGCAUGAACAGGAUAAUGGACUUCAACACAAACACACCAACUACAGAUCAGGAGCGGCAACUGUUGUCCGCAAUCGUCAGCUUGUUGUUCAGAUGAUCUGUACUGUGGCUAACUAUGAGUACAUUUUCGCAUACAUCCUUGACCAGGCGGCAAAUAUCGAACUUGAAGUUCGUGCAACAGGCAUUCUUUCCACGGUUCCCUUUGACAACGAGAACGGAGAAACCGUCAAAUGGGGCACCAAUGUUGGCCCAGGUGUCAUGGCCCCUUUCCAUCAACACAUGUUUUCAUUGCGAAUUGAUCCUGCAAUUGAUGGAUUCAGAAAUACUGUCUGCUACCAGGAAAGUGUACCGCUCCCAGAGGACGAGACAAAUCCAUACCUAGUUGGAUAUACGACAGAAGAAACGGUUAUUGAUAAAUCUAACACCGCUGAAACCGACAUCAACCGGCAUCGCGUGUUCAAAAUCCGCAACGAUAAUGUUGUUAACCCUAUUACAUACAAGCCCGUGUCGUACAAGCUCCAAGCCGCACCCAGUCAGAUGUUAAUCAUGCCCAAGAAGGCAAUGGGCUACCAACGGGCAGAAUUUGCUUCAAAGCCAAUCUGGGUCACCAAGUAUCAAGACAAUGAAUUAUACGCUGCCGGAGAGUUCACAAACCAAAGCAAACGAGCCCAAGGGGUGGAGACCUGGGUUCAGCGAAAAGACAACACAGAAAAUGAAGACGUUGUCUUAUGGCACACCUUCGGUCUAACCCAUAACCCUCGCAUUGAAGACUUUCCAGUCAUGCCCAUGGAGCGCGUAAGUGUCAUGCUCAAACCCGACGGCUUCUUCACAAAGAACCCAGCUCUGGAUGUACCUCAGUCGACCCAGAACUUUAACAAAUCCACACUCCACCCGGAGUCAUGCUGCGAGUCGAUGAAGAGUAAGAUAUAG